Molecule: messenger RNA, 801 nt
Organism: Pseudocercospora fijiensis CIRAD86
Lineage: Eukaryota; Fungi; Ascomycota; Dothideomycetes; Mycosphaerellales; Mycosphaerellaceae
Exons: 2
Biological process (GO): regulation of DNA-templated transcription
Molecular function (GO): histone acetyltransferase activity
Source: RefSeq, a predicted model, not a curated record
AUGAAUGGUGACAACCAGCCUCCUGCGCGGUCGAAGCAGGCCGGACAAGCAAGCAAAAUCAAGUGCAUCAACUUUGGGCAGUACGAGAUCGACACAUGGCAUGCAGCACCGUAUCCUGAGGAGUACAGCCGCAACAAGCAUCUCUACAUCUGCGAAUUCUGUCUAAAAUACAUGAGCUCAGACUAUGUCGCAUGGCGACACAAGCUCAAAUGCUCUGCAAAACACCCACCAGGUGAUGAAAUCUAUCGCGACACCAUCAUCAAUCCAGAGACCAACCAAGAGACGACAUUGUCCUUCUUCGAAGUCGAUGGCCGAAGGAACCCACUUUACUGUCAAAAUCUGUGCUUGCUGGCCAAGCUCUUCUUGGGUUCUAAGACUCUGUACUAUGAUGUGGAACCGUUUCUCUUCUACAUCAUGACAGAAAACGAUGAGUUCGGCUGCCACUUUCUCGAAGGAACUGCGCAAGAUCCUGCUCUCGUCAACCCGGGCAACAACGUUAGCUGCAUCUUGGUCCUACCCGUCCACAUGCGGCGCGGCUUUGGAAGAGUAUUAAUCGAAUUCUCUUACCUUCUCACCAAGGUCGAAGGUAGGACUGGAUCGCCUGAGAAGCCACUCUCUGACAUGGGUCUCGUCUCAUAUCGCUCAUAUUGGAGGACUGUCCUCUGCAAGCUCUUCUUGCAGUAUAGAGACAGGGAAUGCGAGACCGGCGAGGCAACGCAACUGACAAUAGUUCAAAUCGCCAAGGAAACUGGCAUGACUCCUGACGAUAUCAUUGCGAGCCUCGAGGCAUUACGCGCCCUG